UCUGGCCAUCCAACGGCCGCGCCUGGCUGUCGACCUGCGCUUUUGCACUGUCGAAGCCGUCUUGCUGCGCUGUAUCGGUUUUCCCGCUUGUUUGAACACUGCGCCCCAGCGGUGCACAAGGCGCCUCCAAGAUGGUCGUACCGCGGGAAGUAAUGGACGCUGCGGAGGCUGGCAAUAUCACAGUAGUGCGCGAGUGGCUCGAGAGCGGUGGCGACGCGAAUGACAGGAGCCAAAACGGCAGCAAUGCGCUACUCGCGGAUGUUUGUGGGGCAGGCGGGCAAGGCGAGAUCUCAGAGGCUCACCUCGACGUGGUGCGUCUGCUAAUAGCACGCGGUGCAGACGUCAAUGGUGCCGAAUCGAAUGGGUUCGGCCCCCUACAUUGUUGUACCGUUUAUCCAGAGCACAGCUGGUACGGGCCCAUAAUAGGGCUCAUCCUAGAGGCCGGCGCCAAUGUGCAUGCGAAGACUGGCGAUGGAGAAACUCCCUUGGGUGUGACGUUGGCCUGCUCAAUUUGGAACGGAACGGACACGGCGAGUUCGUGUCUAGACGUAGUUACCAGAUUGCUUCGAGCCGGGGCGGGGCUGGACGCAAUCCAACGCGAUAGAAGUGCUGAAGAUAUGCUGCGUAGCGAGGAAGCGCAUAAUUCCAGAUUGUUCCCUGACUUCUACGUCUGCAAAACUCUCAUAUCAGACUAUCGAGCGGCCGGACAAACCUGGAAGGGCUACGUUCGAGCGCUACCCAAGGAGCUGCUCCGCCUCCGGUCGCUCGUCGCGCGCGGCCGCGCACGAGAGAAAGUGCGGACGCGCACGAAGACGCCGCGCGAGAUCGCGCUCCUCUUCGCGCCGGCGUUUCCGAACGAGCUCUUCUGGAAGGUCUCUGAGUACUGGAACCCGCGCUCCUAG
Molecule: messenger RNA, 902 nt
Organism: Pelagomonas calceolata
Lineage: Eukaryota; Pelagophyceae; Pelagomonadales; Pelagomonadaceae
Source: the annotation of a GenBank genome assembly